Messenger RNA from Mustela erminea (ermine), 2180 nucleotides. RefSeq names its product outer dense fiber protein 3-like protein 2. The transcript is spliced from 2 exons. The record is from RefSeq and is a predicted model, not a curated record. Bases 83 to 805 code for a protein of 240 amino acids. NCBI's taxonomy places the organism in Eukaryota, Metazoa, Chordata, Mammalia, Carnivora, Mustelidae.
CAGUUCCCCGGGAAACCUCGGUCAGCAGCUGCCAGCGCCCAAGCAGGACGCGGGAGGCGGGUGAGGUCGGCAAAGAGGGGCAAUGCAACCAUUUUUACUAGCCUGUAAACACCCUAGGACUAGGAGGCGGCAAGAAUUCCGCGCGUCCGCGGGCGGCCCGAGGCCUCCAGCUCGCCCCCUUCCAGCAGCGAGAGGCGAAAUCCUGCCGUGGCUUGUUCUCGGGAGGGGCCGAAGGCCAUAUCGCCCCUCACCCGCAGCAAACAUUAAGGGUCCAUCCGCGAGGGGAGAACCCGCAUGCCGCCCCAAGCCCGAGGCGUGCGGGACGGCCCAAAUUGGGCCUCCCGGGCCACACAGCGGGUCGCGGAAAGGAAAUUUACACAUUUCCCAGAAAGAAACACAGCCUAAGGGGUCUGGAGAAGCCCGUCCUCGCCUUUCUCCAAUCCGCCACCGAGACCCACCUUCCGCUUCUUUAGCAGCUGAGAAAUUGGGGGCGUUUAUGGCGUCCCGGGAAGAAGGAUCGCAGGCUGAGAGAAUGUCACCUCUGAGGCACCUUUCUCUCUCCCCCUUCUCCCCUCACACAUGCACAACUUUAACUCCUCUCCCGCGGUCACAGCCCAGCUGCAGACCCCCUGCGCCCACCUGGCUACCGGUUUCUGACACCCCCAAGCCCCCACUUUCUCCCAAACGCCUCCCCUCCCCCCCCAUUUGGAGCAGCCCCCCUCAAUGCGGAAAUGUCCCCGCGGCUCAUACAGACAAGAACAACUACCAGUCAGGAGCCGAGGCGGAUGCAGGGCCUGACCAAUGAGACGCGCGGAGGUGGCAGGGGGCGGGACGUCUGCGGCCGGAGUGAGCCGCGCGGAGGUGGUCACUGAGUGAGACCCUGGGAGCCGCCUGUGGAGGCUGUGCCUACGGCGGCGGGGAAGGGGUGUUUCACCAGUAAAAUACCUAGUCUUCUGCAGAUACUUUAGCAAGGGAGAGACCCUGAAGCACGAGCGGGUUUUUUUUGUAGUCCGUAAAAAUAUUCCGAUUUACCAGGGAUUGAAGAUAGAUACCUAAGCGGCGGAUAGAGCCCGAACGCCUCAGGCCAACUACCUGAGCGAGCCCAGGCCCUUCUCAGGAGAUGCAAAUUUCUACUCACUACUCCCGGUCUAGGGAGGCUGAAGAGGCUGGAAGGACUAAGCAGUGGGAUAUUUGGAGCCCACUAACAGAAGAAGGGAUUUAGGGCGUCGAAAAAAGUGCCAGGUGAAGGCUCCGCCACUAGAACCAACACCGCCAGUACCUAAUCCCAUAGAGACUUCUGCUGUGAUAGGCAUUUACUUUUCUGAUCAAAGUGGAAAUGGAUGUUACCCCUCGAGAUGCUUACCUUUAAUAUUCUUGAAGUCCAGAAGGAAGGAGAUGUUCAAAGAACGCUGGCAGUGGUGUGGGAACGGCAAGAGGGCCAGCCCAGCGCCCGCUAAAUCACACCUGGUAUUGCCAACACCUCUAAGACUCAAUGGGCGUAUCUCAGGCUUCCCUUCAUGACUCAGUCAGCCUGCUUCAGGACCCGUGAAUUGAGAGUGCUCUCUUAGGGACCGCCAAUAAACCAUGUAAUUCUAGGAGUUUGAGGCUUUGGACAACACUAAUCAAGGGAAAGUGAGAAUUGUUUAAUGAUUCCUCUCUAAACAAAGUUUAAUUAUUUAGUGCCACAUAGUCAUAUGGAAACAUUAUUAGAUAAGUAACAUAGAAAAGGCCAGUGAUUUGUCAUGCUAGAGGGUAACAGUCCUGGGUACUAUAUUUCUUUUGUGAAAUCCAAAAAGACUGACCUCCCUGCUAUAAAACUAACUUCCCCAAAUAAAACCAAAAAAUGUCUAAAACCCAGAUAUUUAAAUUUUAAUGGAGACACAAUCUUAAUCAGAAUCUCUGCCUCCUUUGUGUGAUGUAGAGAAAUUCGAGCAGCAUUAAAUAGUAGUUAUUGAUCAGCACUAACACCAAAAUAAGAUGCCACCAAAACAUUGGGCCCCAUAGGUUGCUUAGCCUGCAAAAGAUAAAGGGCAAUGAAGAGUCUUUAAUUUAUACAAGGUUUUUUGUAAGUCAGAUGAUCCGUUAUUUUCUACCUUUACAGAAGGUUAAGGGAGAGGAAGUGAGUUUUCAUUGCAGCAAGAGCAUUUCGUAAUAGGCUCUCCCCUACUGCUGCCAAAGGA